GCGCGCUACUGUGCUGCAAGGCAAGACGCAUGCGGUAAUACCACCGGCUGGCAGGGUGAAUGUUGAACGCCUUGCGGUACGCUGCAUGCACUCUCCAUGUCGUGCGGCAUGCAUGUAUGCACAUCACCUAGGAAGCGCAACCAUGUAGAUACCACGAGGCGGAACACGAUGAUGCUCUCUGCCAGAAUCCGACGUUGCGAGGAAACAUGAGGAGUGAAUGAUUCAUGAACGACCCAGAGAAGCGGGUACAAGGACGCGCGGGAGCGCAACGCCGCAAACCAGCAUACGCGGUAAAAUAGACGCCAUAUAAGGGCGCCCUUUGCCCCGCAAAGGGGAAAUGGUCAGACAAGUCCUAAACUACGAGUACAUCAACGGGCGCCGCUACCACGCCUACCGCAGCGGCGCCUACGUGCUCCCCAACGACGAGCAAGAGCAAGACCGCCUCGACCUACUGCACCACAUCUUCCUUCUCAUCCUGGGCGGGAAACUGUACGACGCACCGCUUAUCUCCGCGCCCUCGCGCGUUCUGGACAUCGGUACCGGGACGGGCAUAUGGGCGAUUGACUUUGCCGACGAGAACCCGGGGAGCGAGGUCAUCGGGAUCGAUCUAUCCCCCAUACAACCCACAUGGAUCCCGCCGAACGCGAAGUUCUUCAUCGACGACGCGGAGAGCGAGUGGUUGUACACUCGCGCCGAGGCGUUUGAUUUCAUCCACGUGCGCACCAUGAGCGGCAGCCUGGCAGAUUGGGAUCGUCUUGUGCGGCAGGCGUAUGCGCAUCUUGAGCCCGGGGGGUGGCUGGAGUUCCAGGAGCCGAUUGAGCUGUGUGAGAGCGAUGACGGGACGAUUGAGCGCGCGCAGACGAUUCUGCAGUGGCAGGCACUGUGUGCGCAGGCGGCGAGGGGGUCGGGGAUUGAGCUUUGUGUUGGGCUUACGCUUAAGCGGAGGAUGGUUCAGGCGGGGUUUGUGGAUGUGGAGGAGAAGGUUAUCAAGGUCCCAGUAGGUCCCUGGCCCAAAGACCCGCGCAUGAAAGAAAUCGGGCGCUACGGCCGCGAACAUCUCGCCGUGGGCGUCGAGCCCUACACCUUCGGCUUCCUGGGCAAAUUGCUCGGAUGGAGCGAGGCUGAGUGUCGCGUUAUGAUUGCGAAGGUCGUGGCGGAUGUGAGGAAUCGGAAUCUGCAUCUUUAUAUUAGGUUCUGUUUUGUGCAUGGGCGGAAACCGAAGGAAGGGUGAGAGGUUUCUUUGGUGUUGUUGGGAGGAGAAAGAGGGGGGUGGGUUGGGGAUGGGGAUGGAAGGUUGUUUAGU
Molecule: messenger RNA, 1303 nt
Organism: Dothidotthia symphoricarpi CBS 119687
Lineage: Eukaryota; Fungi; Ascomycota; Dothideomycetes; Pleosporales; Dothidotthiaceae
Product: S-adenosyl-L-methionine-dependent methyltransferase
Exons: 3
Coding region: 338-1231 (297 amino acids)
Molecular function (GO): methyltransferase activity
Source: RefSeq, a predicted model, not a curated record